AAGAGCGGGUCGUGUAUGUGAUGCACACGCUUGAUUUUAUUUAAUUAAUUAAUUGUAAGCAAACUAUACGCAGUGCAAAAUGCUCGCGUGUGUGUGCGGGAGCGUGAGCAAAGAUUAAAUGCCGAGUGGCGGCAGCGGCCAACUCCCAAAACGGGAUCACAAGUGAAACAACAACAACACGUAAAGUGCAAUAGAAUUUAAAUGGAAAGAGUAAAAAAUUCAUGCACUUGUGCAAUAGUUGAUGUUAUUGUUUUAUGUUUUUAACGUGUGUUGUUAUAGAAAAAAAAACAUAGAAAUUAAGUAAUCAAAAAAAGCUGAAUGCCAAUGUUUUCGGUGGCAAUAUAAAAAACGAAAUUCAACUACGUGUUGCUUAACUUAAUUGUAUCUGAUUUCAUAUUUCGCGUGUCGUUUUCUUUUCUUUUUAAUUUGCAAACGAAAGUGUACUCUAUCCGCCUAUCUAUGUAUGUAGCGGUAUCUGUUUGUGUAUGUAUGUGAAUGCGUGGUAAAAGUUAAGGAAAACAACAAAAAUGACGGUGUGGAGCGAUUGCAAUGCUAAGCAGGCAUUUGGCAUUGCCAAAAGCCACUUUGAUCAGGAGACGAAACCACAUCGCCUCAGUUUGGAUGUGGGCGAUGCAGUCAUAAUACUCAAGGAGACCACGCACUGGUACUACGGCUAUAAACAAAAAGCAAAGGAAACACGCGGCAUUUUUCCCAAAACCUACAUACACUUGUGCGAGUAUAACAUCGUGAAUGGCGAAUAUUACAUUAAGCGGACGGAUAUUGUAGAAGAGAUCACAAAAGUACUGCUGGAAUGGGGCACUAUAGCGAAGCGUUUGUUUCUGAGAACAGAUGAGAACUUUCAAAAGAUACGGAGAAAAAUGAAUGAGCUGCACAAUAAUCGUGCGCUACUCAUUUCUGGCAAUUUUCCCGUGGAUGAGAUGCGUAGAUUGAAGUUACAGGCCACAGAACAAAUAGAUACGGGCAACAAGUUGCUCGGCCUAGACAUGGUCGUGCGUGACGAGAGCGGUGAUAUAUUAGACACAAAUGCCAUUGCCACCACAGAGCUCUACGAACAGCACGUUCAGGCUGUUGGACGGAUAGAUAAAGCCAAUCGCGUGAGUCACUCACGCGGCACAACGCGUGCCCACAACAAAUUCUCGCACAACAUUCUGCUGCAUGUGAAUGCGUUUGUGUGCAAGUUUCAAGAUGACUCCGAUCUGCUGUUUACACUCUUCGAUGGUGAGAAACACAAGCCCAUUACGGAGAACUAUGUGGUCAAGUGGUCGCACACCGGCAUUGCACGAGAUAUCGAUCAGUUUGACAACAACCGCGUGCUAUUCACCGAUCUCAGUCGUAAUGAUCUGAGCAUCUCCAAAAUCUAUCUAGUCUGUUAUGCUAUACGCAUUGGCUCGAUGGAGAUGAAGGAUACUAGCGAAUCCCGGCGAACAAGCAGAAGCAUUGCGAACAAUGUCCUCACGGCGGCCAGUCGGAAGCCCUCGCAGCUGUCGGUCAGCUCGAGCAGUUCAUCUGGCACCACCGGGGAGUACAUUAUGCGGCGACCUUUUGGUGUGGCCUUUAAGGAUCUAACACCGAUACUAAACAAACCGGAGGACUUUCGUGGCAACUUGGAUUUACCCUUCAUUAUGUGCGAAAAGGACACCUUGGAUGGCACCCUCCGCAAGCUAAUUGCCAACAAGGACAUUGGCAAGAUCGACUCCAAAAUGGCCGUAACCAUUGAGGUGCUGCGUGGUGACAUCAAACAGAUUAAAGAGGACUUCCCACGUCUGGUGCAUCCCAAUGUGCCAGUGGCGCGUAAAAUGGGUUUUCCCGAAGUCAUACUGCCGGGCGAUGUACGAAACGACUUAUAUUUGACCAUAUGUUGUGGCGAAUUCGCACGCAUUGCGAAGAAGUCGGAGAAGAAUGUGGAGGUGACGGUGUGCGUGGCGAAUGAACAGGGUCAGCUGGUCUCAGGCGUUAUGAGUAUAGGAGCUGGACAUGCGCCUAUCGACGAGUACAAGUCCGUGGUGUACUACCACGACGACAAGCCCAAGUGGCAGGAGAUCUUUAAAAUUCAUGUUUCCAUUUGGGACUUCAAGCAAUGCCACUUGCGCUUCAUGCUCAAACAUCGCAGCUCGAAUGAACAGAAAGAUCGAGCGGAAAAACCCUUCGGUCUGGCUUAUGUGCGUCUCAUGCAGGCCAAUGGCACAACUAUACCACAGGGUCAGCAUGUCCUGGCCGUGUACAAAGUCGAUCACAAGAAGUACGAUAAGACGGCGGCCAGCUACAUGGACCUGCCAGCUACGACAGCCGAAUUGCAGGGCACGAAACCCUCUACUACUGGUCUGUCUCUGCUGCCCAAAGAUCAGCUGACCAUCGAUGUGAACCUCUGCAGCACCAAGCUAACCCAAAGCGAGAGUUUGUUGGGUCUACUUAACUGGUCUGGCCACAAGGAUAAACUUGAGCAAUCGCUGCAAGCUUUAUCCUCUGUGCCUGGCGAGGAGGUCGUGAAAUUUCUGCAAGAUAUACUGGACGCGUUGUUCAACAUACUGGUGGAGAACGAUGAUCCCGAAAAGUAUGACCAGUUGGUUUUCAUGAGCAUUAUAUACCUGAUAGAGACUGUCACCUCCAAUUAUCAACACUUCCUUACCGUGCUGGAUGUGUAUAUAAAUGAGAACUUUUCGGCAACUUUAGCCUAUGCGAAGCUUAUCGACGUUCUGCAGCAAAACAUUCGAGAUGCUAUUAAGCCGCGCGAAAAGUCCGUGGAUGGCGGCGAUUACGAGGAGAGCGGUGAAGUGGAUCGGUUGUUUAAGAUCACACGCUGCUUACACUAUAUAAUGAAGUUUAUCAUCCGCUCGCGUCAGCUCUACGAGAUGAAUUGUAAUCUCGAACCCGACGACUUUGCCACGCGUCUCCACGCGUUGCUAAAAUUGUUCAUCGAUAUGAUUGGCUGUCCGACAGAUCUCUUAAAAUCCGAGGGCAUGCUGCUGAAAAAUUUGCACAUAAUUGCGACAGAUUUGAUGCAGGUGUUCGAUCCAGUACGUUUGAGCGUUGCCAUUAUAGAAAUAUUGGAAAAGUUUCCGCCACGUCGUCUGCUUCAGUCCAAGAUGGGAUGCAUCAGAGACUUUGUGGAAACUAAAUUGUUCAGCCUGCCCAAAUGUCGCGCCAUACUAUUGCCUGUAUUUUGCAAGCACAUUAAAGAUCAUCUCGAGAGCAAAGAGGAGGGCGACUCGAAAACCGAUAUCUGGCAGCAAGAAAAGAAUCUUUCCAAAGCCGCCAAAGUGCUCGGACAAUUAAAAUCCCAACUGCAUACACGUGAGACCUCUGCCAAUAAAAAGAUUGCCGAGUGCAUCAACAUUAUGAACAACAUACUGAAGCUGCUCUAUCGCUCGGAUGUGGGGCCAACGCACAAUGACAUCCGAGAUAUUAUGAUAAUUCUGUUGCGCACUGUUAUGAAGGCUGCGCAUGCGCUCGACCGCGAUACAGGUCUGGUGGGCAGCUUUUUUGCCAUUAUGCUCGGCAUUUUGCAGCGCAUGGAUGAGGCGCACUACGAGUAUUUUGUGAAGGAUCUGCGGAAUCGUUCCCAGCUGCAGGACUUCGUCGUCGAAAUAUUGCUGGUCUUCAAGGAUCUAGUGACGCCGGACCAGAAGGCCGUUUUUCCGCGCGACUGGAUGGACAUGAUUAUGCAUCAGAACACGGUCAUUUUGGGCGCUCUUCAACAACUGAGCAUCGUCAUCACAGAUCACUUUCUGGACUCGUUUGAGGAGCAAAUCUGGUCGAACUUCUUCCAGUGUUCCAUUGCGUUUCUGGUGCAGUCGCCUCUGCAGCUGAACGACUUCAAUGACAACAAGCGGCAGAUUGUGUUCGCACGCUACCGUGAUAUCCGGAAGGACACGGCCAAAGAGAUACGCAAUAUGUGGUUCCAGUUGGGCGAGCACAAGCCCAAGUUUGUGCCGCAUUUGGUCGAACCUAUUCUGGAAAUGAGCAUGAUACCUGAACGUGAGCUUCGCUGCGAAACCAUACCGAUAUUCUUCGACAUGAUGCAAUGCGAGUAUUACAGCUCACGACUUGAGGUUGAGAGUUAUGGCGAUACCAAGCGCAACAAUGCUCACUACAAGGGCAACUUUGCUGAAUUCAAAACGGCAAUGAUUGAGAAACUAGACAUGCUAAUCGGAAUGGGCAAAGGCGAUACGGAUUACAAGCAGCUGUUUGAGAAAAUCAUGCUGGAGCGUUGCGAAGCUCAUGCCUCGCUCAACAUUGAGGGCACCAAGUUCGUGCAUAUGGUGACGAAGCAGAUGGACAAGCUUUUGGAGUACCGCUACCUUAUACAGGACGAGAGCAAGGAGAAUCGCAUGGCCUGCACUUUCUCGCUGCUGCAGUUCUACUCGGAGGUAAACCUCAAGGAGAUGUACAUACGUUAUGUAUACAAACUGUGUGCCCUGCACAUGGAAUUUGAAAACUAUACCGAGGCGGCCUUCACCCUCAAGCUGCACACCGAACUGUUGCUCUGGAACGAUACAGAACUGACGCCGCAGCUGCAAACUGAUCGCCACCGCCAUUGCCGCACGCAUCGCGAACUGAAGGAGGCACUGUACUUUGAUGUCAUUGAUUACUUUGAUAAAGGCAAGCAAUGGGAGUGCGCCAUAGACAUGUGCAAGGUGCUGACGGAACAGUAUGAGAACGAGAUCUACGACUAUAUUAAACUGGCAAAGCUGCUGAAGACCAUGGCAGAAUUUUACGAGAAGAUACUCAAGGAGCUGCGCCACACAUCGGAGUAUUUCCGUGUGUGCUUCUACGGUCGUGGAUUUCCGCGUCUGCUUCAAAACAAAGUGUACAUCUUUCGCGGCAAGGAGUACGAGCGUCAUCCUGAUUUCUGCACACGCAUUCUCGCGCAACAUCCGCAGGCCGAGCUAAUGCAGACGCUCGAGGCGCCUGGCGAAGAUAUCACCAAUAGCGAUUCUCAGUACAUUCAGGUGAACAAAGUGGACCCCAUCAUGGACGAUGCGUUCGCCAAGUUCAACGAGAAAAUCAUCUCCAAUGAGAUUGUCAAGUACUUCACUUCGAACAAUGUGCAAAAGUUCCGUUUCUCGAGACCGUAUCGAGACAGCAGUAGUGGUCGCGGCAUGGAUGAUGUGCGUUCUCUGUGGCUUGAGCGUACAGUACUGGUGACACGGUUUCCGUUGCCGGGCAUUUUGCGCUGGUUUCCAGUCGUCCACACGGAAACUUUCAAGAUCUCGCCCUUGGAGUUAGCUGUCGAGACAAUGAAGACCGCUAACAAGGACUUACGCGACUUAAUCAUACAGUACAAGAGCGAUGAGAAGUUGGGCAUUAAUCCAUUGACAAUGAAAAUCAAUGGCAUUGUCGAUCCGGCUGUGAUGGGCGGCUUCACGAAGUACGAGGAGGCCUUCCUAACGCCCGAGUAUCUGGAGGAGCGUGCUGAGGACAGGGACCUCAUCGAAGAGUUGAAAGAUUUGAUUGCCUCGCAAGUACCGCUGCUGGAAAUUGCAAUUUUGCUGCACAGACAACGUGUGCCCGAAAGCCUUAAGGAUCUGCAGGAGCACAUGGAGUCGCGUUUUUCGGAAAUGCAGCAAAAGGUUGAAUCCAAAUACGGUCGCAAGUCUUGCGAUUUAAAGCUCGAUCGCGAUUCCGUGGUAAUGCGACGAAAUAACUCCUUCCACCCGGCCCUGUUUGAUGGCAGCAGUAAUCGCCUGUCGGAAACCAGCAUGGGAUCUUCAGAUAGCGGCCUCUCGAAGUCAACAUUUUUGCCACGCCCCCAAACCAGCUCUAUCAAAUCUACAUUUGCCAAUUUGAGCUUCAAUCCAAGACCCAGUUUGGGGCACACGCCGAGCACGAAGGGCAACAAGAACAAGGACAAAACACCGACCAAACGGCGGUCAAUGAAAAAGUUGGAUCGGGACACGCUGAGCUUGCCAGUGGCCAAUAGUCAGUGGUAUACUCCACCGUUGACAACCAUAACAUCGACGCCCGAAAAGGAAAUAAGCUCAUCUAUCAACUCCAUAGUGAGCGCCUCGAAUACCUCGCUAAGUGGACCAAAAACACCAGACCCGCGUGUCCUAACCGAGGAGCUCACACCAAAAAGGCCUCUACGUUCCGAAAAAGAAAAGGAACGUCGUUUAUCUCGACCCGCCAGCAUAGCCACGCCCACAGCGAGCAUGAAAAACUUCACCGACUCACGAUCUCUGUCCGAGAGCAGUAAUCGUAAUUCAGUUGAAACCACAGAUUCGACAUCAGAAGAGGACAUACGACCGCCGCCACUGCCUGCCAAGACACGUGACUCCACGGAUUUUUCAAGUUUCUCGCACAGUCUGGACUGGAACCCGGCCGGAUAUGCAAUGCUCAGUCAAUUGAGCAACAUGAGCAACAGCAGCAACAUAAGCAACAUUAGCUCGGCAUCGACCAUGACAAAAACCACCAGUAUUAUAAAUAAAAGUUAUGAGUACACAGAAGUGACGAACUUAACUUUGAUUAGUGGACUGGAUAGCAACAAGCCGCGUCCUCCAACGCCGCCCCCGAAGCCAUCGCGUAAUAGCAAACACAUUCCAUAGACAGCGAUUUGCGAUUCGUCUGGUUCCAGUGCUGCGCGCCAUAUGCAUGCAUACUCGUAUGUAUGCUGAAAGUUGUCAACGAGCAAGAAUCGAGUGCCAAAUAUAUUUGUUACUACAUUAAUAAUACUACUUACACCGAAAGAGCAAAAUCGAACACAAUAAGAAUAAUAACAAUAACAAAUCAGCACCUCAAAUGACCGCUACCAAAUAGCAAUGAAUAAGAAAUUAACAAACAAAAAGUGUCUUAAGAAUCACAGUGGCCUAAAACUGAAACCGUUUAUUUAUGUUAAAUGUUUAGUUACGUUAAAAUGAUAUUAUGUUGAACAUGUCAUCAUUUUCGUUUAGUUGCAAGUUUUAUGUUUAAGAUGUGUAAUUUGUUUACGAACAAAGCUUAAUCCUAGAGCACUAGAAACAUAAACUAUAUAGUAUGAACACGAUCUGCUUGUCUUCCACAAGUAUUACACAUAUGUAUAUUCUUAUUUAAUUUUAUACUAUUACUAGUAGACAUAUAGCAUUAAAGUGUACGCACAAUUACUGCAAAACUGCAAUACGCAUAAAAAUGAUCGCAAACAAGCCCAACAAUUUAAAAAACUCACGUCUCUUAUGCAAACAAGUGCCACAACUUUUUUAUAGCAAUAACAAUAAAUGAGCAAUAAAAAGUCAACGAUUUCUGCAACCAUCCGUUUACAGCAAGCACAGAACUAUGUAUUGCAAGUCAAUUAAAAAUGAAUGCAUUAAAAACCAUAACUUUUAAUAUUUACAACAAGGUAGUCAAUUUUUUAUAUACAUCUAAAAUUAUUUACAUAUUUUAUAAAAUAACACAUGUGUAUAGCCAUGGAUUACGAAUUGUUCUUAAACGAUUUGUUGUUGAACUUAUCAUUAGUUUAAAAAUCAA
Messenger RNA from Scaptodrosophila lebanonensis, 7458 nucleotides. RefSeq names its product dedicator of cytokinesis protein 1 (gene mbc). Gene Ontology annotation, cellular component: plasma membrane; cytoplasm. Bases 528 to 6563 code for a protein of 2011 amino acids. The transcript is spliced from 17 exons. Gene Ontology annotation, biological process: cell migration; small GTPase-mediated signal transduction. The record is from RefSeq and is a predicted model, not a curated record. NCBI's taxonomy places the organism in Eukaryota, Metazoa, Arthropoda, Insecta, Diptera, Drosophilidae. Gene Ontology annotation, molecular function: small GTPase binding; guanyl-nucleotide exchange factor activity.